Microplitis mediator is the source of this 5146-nucleotide messenger RNA. RefSeq lists its product as uncharacterized. The record is from RefSeq and is a predicted model, not a curated record. Lineage: Eukaryota; Metazoa; Arthropoda; Insecta; Hymenoptera; Braconidae. Gene Ontology annotation, biological process: tRNA wobble uridine modification. Bases 362 to 4162 code for a protein of 1266 amino acids. Gene Ontology annotation, cellular component: cytoplasm; nucleus. Gene Ontology annotation, molecular function: tRNA binding; S-adenosylmethionine-dependent methyltransferase activity. The transcript is spliced from 7 exons.
CCUCCCAUCCAACAAAACUUCGAACGUGUGAGAAAAGCUUUAGGGGCAGUAGUAAUAUGGCUGUUUCUUUGUGGUAAACGAUUUUUAUAAAACCGAAAUGUUUAUUUGUACAAAAACACGUCCUAGUUUUAAAAACAGUACUAUGAUCAUAGUUUAGUGUGUUAUAAUAGAUAAAAAAUCUUGUAGUAAAUAAUGUGUUUUAGAUUUAGCAUUAAACGAAAAUAAUGUUAAGUUUAUACUCUCUGUGAUUUUUUUCGUCAGUUCCAAUUUAAUAGAUCUUAAAAAUGAAACUAAAAACACUGUUAUGACCACGUACUUUUACCACGUCUGUGGAAGAUACGACGCAUCAUAGUUGACAGUAAUGUCUGAAAGCGAAGGAGAACAAACAGCUAGAUCCAUAGCAUUAGAACAAGUAUAUGUUCAUGAAGUCUAUGAGCAAUGUGCUGAAAAAACCGCUCAAAAUCGUCAUUGGCCAAAAAUUUAUAAAUUUCUCGAGGAACUUGAACCUGGAGCUCUAGUUUGUGAUAUAGGUUGUGGAAAUGGCAAAUAUUUGAGUAUUAAUAAUAAUAUUUUUCAAGUCGGUGCGGAUAGAUGUAAAAAAUUUACAGACAUUGCACGACGAAAAAAUAACGAAGUAUUAAUAUGCGACAAUUUAGCACUACCAUUUCGAGACGAAAGUUUCGAUGCAGUUUUAUCAAUCGCCGUUGUUCAUCACUUUGCAACAACCGAGAGGCGAGUGAAUGCAUUGAGAGAACUUGCACGUGUUUUAAGAAUCGGCGGAAAACUAGUAAUAUCAGUUUGGGCUAUGGAACAAAGACAUAGAAAGUUCGAAUCUCAAGAUGUUUUAAUUCCUUGGCCUAAAGCUUAUUGCUUAAAUGCUACAUGCUACUGUGGAACAAAGAUUCCAUGUGAUGAUGAGCAACGUUAUCACCUAACAAGGAAAUCUAUUUUACCAUUAAAACGUGAACAACAAAAGUAUAAAUGCCGACGAUACAGGAAUGAUCCUUUUGUUAGUUCAUCACCAUCUACAAGUAGCUUAUCAAGUCCUAACGAAACAUGUUAUAGUUUUGUUCGCCGCGCUAUACAGAAAUUAGCAGGAAAAAGAAACAUUAGCCAUCGCCCAUGGUUUUUUGAUUCUUUCCACAAUAUUAGCUGUAAAAAUCGUCAUCACGAAUUCGAUUCUGAUGAAAAUUCUGAUGUCGAUGAUAUCCCUAUUGAAUUACGAAGGUUGGAAGAUGAACAUGUAAGAUUAAACAAACUGGACAAUACUUUCGGUAUUAAAUCUAAAAGUCUUGGUGAUAUUUUGGAAAUUCAACACCUAGACUUAGUACGAUCGCGUUCAAGUAUUCCAGAUCUAUGGUCAACAGUAGCUUUGGAAGAAGAAUUUUGUGACCGAUCUUCAUUACAAAAGCCGUUAGGAAAAUCCAAGUCGCGAUUUAUUAAACAAAAAAAUCACUGUUUAGAAAACAAUUAUCUCGAAAAAACUGUUCAAAUUACUGAUAAUGGAGAACUUACUAAGAAUCUUACAGAAUUACAGGCUAACAGCAUAAAUAGAAGGUCUGGAAAACAUCCAUGUAUUUUCAAACAAUUAUCUAUGAAUGAAGAACUCAUGUCAAUGGAACGUUUAGCGGAACGUGAUUACGUACGUCAUAAAUUUAUGAAACAAAUGUCAUUGAAUGAAGAUAUAAUUUGUAAAAAUAUAACAUUAGACAAAAUAGAAGAUAAUUCAUCUUUAACAGCACGAAGAUUUCAAAUAUUAAAAAGUGGCCUUACCAACCGAAUUAAGCGAUCAACAACAAAUAUGGAUAAAGUAUCUCCGAUAUCAUUUAAAAACGGAUUAGUUAAAAUAUUUCAAAAUUGGAAAUCAUUAGAUUCUAGUUUUGAUGAUCAGACAGACAAUAAAUAUCUAGAAGAACCUAUGGUUCAAACAGAGGAAGAUAUUCCAUUACCAGUUACUUUUAAGAAAGAACCUGAAGUCGAACGAUGUUUGUCUAAAGAAGACGGCUCAGAUUCCUCUAAAGACAGUAGUCUGCAAAGUGAUACAAGUUUAGAUUCUGAAGAUAGUUUUGCAUCGGUUAUUUAUGUGCCAAAGAAACAAAUUUCGCCUGUUGAUAUCAACGCAAUGCCUUCUGUUUCCCACUUGAGGACAACCUCAGCACCACCGUCACCGAGAGUUAAACAUCCGCCAGAUCUCCACAAGCCUAAAAUUAAAAUUAUGUCAAUUUUGCCUUUAUCGAAACAGUUCCCCGCUGCUAGCAAAUCACUACCGCCCCCCAGUCCACCUGGACUUUCACCAAAAACCUUUAAUUCUUUUAUUACACAAUCGUUCUUUCAUCAGCAAAAUGUACCAUACAAUUUUGAUAAGCUUACAAACAAACAAUCAAACGAGGAGUCAACUGGUGAUUCUGAGAUAAAUUCUCACAGUGAACACAUUAGAAAAUUAAAUGAUUCAAAACCAAACGUCUUGAAAUUAAAUCAUCAUAAUUCAGAAAGUUCACCUUCAGCCGAAGAAAACGAUAGUAAGAAAAAAAUAUCUAUAAAUAAAUGGAGUGUAGGAAAACCGAAAGAUUAUUCAUCACCGUCCAGUUUAAUUGAUGAUGUUCCGAUAGUAGAAAAUUUAAAACCAGGCUCAGAAUCAAACGAAUCACUAGAAAAAUCUCACAAAGAAAUUUCGAAUGAUGAAGACAACAGAAAGUGUCGAUUGAACGAAAUAAAAGAAUUAUUGCAACAAAAGCCAGGAUUCGCGACCAGAUGUUCAAAACCGUCGUUCCCAUUAGUACGAAGAGCGUCCACAGCAACGACAGGAAGACUAGAAGCAGUAGCGAAGACAUUGCCACGGCUGUUGUCAUUAGAGUUAUUCAAUCCGGAAACAGAUGAUUUAGACAGUGAUUCUAGUGGCGUUUCUUCGCCCGAUUCAGUUGAUUCCGUCGUCAGCGUAAUUUCCGACGAACGUCGCAUUGACAAAUUCAAAAUUAUCCAAUCAAAACAAUUAGAACUAUCGAAAAAAUUAAAAAAUCCCAGCAGUACUGCAGAAUCUGUUAAGAAUAACGACAAGGAGCCUACGAAUGAAUCGAUAAUUUUUUCUAUUGCGUCAUCAACGCAAUCAUUUAGGAUACGCGAGCCAUCUGCCGAGCUAUCAAGUGUCGGAAACACAGCGGAUUCAAAAAUUGGAUCGCGGUCUGAAUCAGAAACGUGUUCCCAGGUUUCAGAGUGUACGGAAAGUUCUAAAUCAUCGUCGAUAAACAAUGAAAACCUGAGUAAUGAUCUUAAUUGGAACGAGAAAUCAGGGGAAAAUCUGAUCAAUUUCAGCGACAGCAUAACAGAAAAUUUCUUUAAAGAUAUUGAUCAGUUUUGCCAACAGAGAAAAUUGGAGCUUUUGAAUGACAUAACAAGCAGCAGCAAAACAACUUUGAAUUCUGAUAAUUCUUCAUCACAAGCUUGUGAUCAUGAAUUAGAAGGAACAUCAAAUUCCGAUGAAUUGCUAGUAGAUAAUACAGUUCUAUGGUUGAAAAAUUCAAUAGAUGAGUUUUCAAAAUCAGACAAUAAAUUAAACUUAAUUGAUAACUUAAUAAUCAAAAGAGAGUGUCAAGGAAACGAGUGUCUCUACGGAAUCAGCUCUGAAGAUACAAUGGGAUUUGUUAUAGUGUCAAAAAAUGGAGAAGUCGAGGAAAAUAAAAGUAUAGAUGAUAAGUUUAUACUGGAUUCCAGAGUCAAUAAAAACGAUAAGGAACAAAAAGUUUCAAAUAUCUUUAGUAAUUUCUUAGAGCCUAAUGAUGAGGAUUCUGAUAAUUUCGGUAGUUCGCAAACAACACAAAGUUCACCGACGAAAUUUUUAGAAUCUAAUGAUAAAUAUAAACAUCAAAAAGACAAGAGAAUAUGUCAAUAUAACGAGCGAUUAGUAUCUGAAGAAAUGGUUGAAGAUAACAACCGGACCAAUGCACCAACAAAUGAUGACUACAGUGAAUCAUCAUCGCAAGAAUCACUUCUGUCUGAACGGGAAGGUGGUGCUAUUACUUAUCAUCAAUAUUAUCACGUUUUUAGGGAGGGGGAACUUGAUCAGUUGAUUAAUACGUAUGUUGAAAAUUUACAUAUUAUUUCGUCGUAUUACGACCAUGCCAAUUGGUGUAUUGUCGCUGAAAAAGUUCAAGUUUGGACUAUAUAACAUUUUAUAUCUUGUAAAAAUUAGCUAUUUUAUAUGCUAUUAUUCUAGUUUGCUUAAUAAUUUAUCAAGUUGAGGACAUAAAUUAAAUGCAGAGGAACUAAUAAAGCCAUAAAAAUCCACCUUUAAAUAAAAUAAAGUGAUUUUUUUUUCUUUUGUAAAAAUAAGUAUUACAUAGCCUACAAUGCAACCCUUUAAUUAAAAGCAAUUAUACAUUUGUGUGUUAAAAAAAAUUAAGUAUUGGAAAUAAAUUUUUUUCAAAAGUAUUAAUAAAAAAAAAUUUAGAAAAUAGAAAAAAAAAUUAUCAAAUCGAAAAUUUUAUGUAUUUCAUAACUUAAUAUUCGCUGGUAACUAAAUAUUAUUAUUAUAAAAAGCUAAGCCCCGUUAAAAAAAAAUCUUUUCAAGACCACGAUUUCUGAUUUAUCUUUUAUUUAAACCUUUUUAGAUUUAGUGAGAUUCAAAACGUCUCUCCAUUCAUUCAUCCUCGUAGUAGUCCUUUCGCUGCUGUGGAUGCGCGCGCAAUUUUUAGCCAAACGGAUCUGACAAAUGUUUGUAUUUUUUAAGAUGCUAUCUUAAUAAAUAAUAGAGAUAGACGAAAGAUGAUUGAGUCAUUAUUUGUGUAUUUUGAUACAUGGAAGCUUAUUUUGUCAUUAUUUGAGAGAUAUCAAUUAUAAAUUUCUUGUAAUUUAAGUUUGAACAAUUAAAUUGUUUAUAACAAAAAAGCUGGACCACCGUAGAACUUUUUAAUCCUCGCAUCAAAUUACAUAAAUACUCGUAGAAAAAUCUAAUCGACCUGAUUUUGCACACAGCCAUAAGAAUAGCGGCGAAAGGACUAUAGAACCAAAUAGAUCCAUACAAAUCCAAAACACGAUUCAUUUUGUUUAUCAUUAGAUUAAGUUAAUUUAUGUAAAUCAACACAAAUGUACGUCUGAAUACACAGAUACAAAAAAUUAAGGAAAGAGAAAAAAUUUAUAAAUUCUUUAGUGA